Molecule: messenger RNA, 1473 nt
Organism: Cladophialophora yegresii CBS 114405
Lineage: Eukaryota; Fungi; Ascomycota; Eurotiomycetes; Chaetothyriales; Herpotrichiellaceae
Exons: 2
Coding region: 1-1473 (490 amino acids)
Source: RefSeq, a predicted model, not a curated record
AUGCCGCAGCCAGGACACACAACAAGUCCAUCUCAGGCUGCGCAGACCUAUCUUCCAGUCAUCAUAAAAUGGGGUGCUAUCACGACGCUCAUUCUCAGCAUCUUGCUGUUCAGCUCCCUUCUCACCAGGAUCAUACCUGAAAUGCCGCCUGUUCUGUUUGAUAUCGUCCGUCGCAACUUCGACCCUGGCGAGCCGUCAAGCGAGUUCUGGGCGCAAUGGAAAAACCCUGGAGAUGUCUUCUCGGUCCUGCUGAUCCUUGGUGGUGAUGUUGUUGGUCGUGCUUUGGCUCAGCUGGCAGGCUCCCGUCUGACCCCAGUUGCUUUCUCUUUCGGAUGGGUCGCGUUUGCCGUCACUGCCGUUGUAUCCGCCGUUGGCGAGAACAAGCUCAUGCCCCUCCCUGACUGCGCCUGCAAAGUAAUCAACGGGGAAUCUGGCUACGUUCGGGAGAACACCUCAUGGAUCAUCGGACGAAUUGUCAGAGACUUCGAUCACUGGAAGGAUCCAGCUGCUACCUCAAAGGUGAAAGAGCUGGUUGAGAAGAAGUUCGAGUUCGAGAAAGCCCAGGCGCUGCAAGACACAGGCUCUUCUGCAUCAGUGGAGAAAUCUACCCAAGCUGGGCUUUGCGUAUCCAUCUACGAGGCCGAACCUGCUCGUAGAGGCUAUCCCGGCUAUGACUCUCUGUACUGGGUAGGUUUUCUCACCACUAUCGUUCAAUUGGGCAUCGCCGCCAUUCCAGCAGGCAUCUUCGGAGAUUGGGGGAUCUUCCUGAUCACAAUUGCUGGUAUUUUAUUAUCUGUGGUGACGGGUACUCUUCCACAGUGGGCCAAGGAGAAAUGGGCCUGCAGAAGCAAGUCUAAGAAGAUCGUGAUCCUGACCAGAGGCAAUGGCAGCCAGCACGCUGUUGUCAUUCUGGGCAAUGGGAACGGGCUUGACCUUGAGGAUCUUGCGGCCGGUCAGACGAACGUUGACGUUUCGGCUUCUUGGUUUACACGAGUUACACUGAUCGCGCUUGCCUUGCUCUGGAUCCUCCUUUUGAUCACGGCCGCUGGCAUCCAGCAGAACACUUGGUUCUUGCUUGCCAUUGGCGGCGUGGGCAUCCUUCAGAACAUCUUCGUCGCUGGAUGGAGACGCGACCCGAAAGCCUUUGGUGUCCCACUCAAAUUUCUCAAGGUCAUUGGUGAGAAUAAGGUGAUGGAGGCUCUUUAUAAAGUCGAAGAAGAGUAUCACCAUGUUGGCGCCAGCCUGAUCGACACGUUCUUCCCUGGCAAACUCAGAUCCGACGAGAAGACGAAGUGGGAGGACUACGAGAAAAUUGCUAAACAGAAGGAUGACGCGGCGAAGAAGGCGGCACGGGCAUCCAAGCAGCAGAACGGCGGAAGUCAGAACACCACAGGGAACAGUGCGCAGGGAGCUACGACACAGACUCAACCAGCUGCCCACAAUGCACAAACUAUAUCCUCGGGCACCACCUGA